This is a messenger RNA of Equus quagga, 4579 nucleotides long. RefSeq names its product glutamate ionotropic receptor NMDA type subunit 2A (gene GRIN2A). The transcript is spliced from 13 exons. NCBI's taxonomy places the organism in Eukaryota, Metazoa, Chordata, Mammalia, Perissodactyla, Equidae. Bases 131 to 4525 code for a protein of 1464 amino acids. The record is from RefSeq and is a predicted model, not a curated record. Gene Ontology annotation, molecular function: transmitter-gated monoatomic ion channel activity involved in regulation of postsynaptic membrane potential; NMDA glutamate receptor activity. Gene Ontology annotation, biological process: synaptic transmission, glutamatergic; long-term synaptic potentiation; excitatory postsynaptic potential. Gene Ontology annotation, cellular component: plasma membrane; postsynaptic membrane; postsynaptic density membrane.
GCGCGGGGGCCGCAGCAUGCGGGAACCCGCUAAACCCGGUGGCUGCUGAGGCGGCCGAGAUGCUCGUGCGCGCAGCGCGCCCCACUGCAUCCUCGACCUUCUCCGGCUACAGGGACCGUAAGUGGCGACUAUGGGCAGACUGGGCUAUUGGACCCUGCUGGUGCUGCCAGCCCUUCUGGUCUGGCGCGGUCCGGCGCAGGGCGCGGCGGCGGAGAAGGGUCCCCCGGCGCUGAACAUCGCGGUGCUGCUGGGGCACAGCCACGACGUGACGGAGCGCGAACUGCGAAACCUCUGGGGCCCCGAGCAGGCGGCUGGGCUGCCCCUGGACGUGAACGUGGUAGCGCUGCUGAUGAACCGCACCGACCCCAAGAGCCUCAUCACGCAUGUGUGCGACCUCAUGUCCGGGGCGCGCAUCCACGGCCUCGUGUUUGGGGACGACACCGACCAGGAGGCCGUGGCCCAGAUGCUGGAUUUUAUCUCCUCACAGACUUUCAUCCCCAUCCUGGGCAUCCACGGGGGCGCAUCUAUGAUCAUGGCUGACAAGGAUCCGACCUCUACCUUCUUCCAAUUUGGAGCGUCCAUCCAGCAACAAGCCACAGUCAUGCUGAAGAUCAUGCAGGAUUACGACUGGCAUGUCUUCUCCCUGGUGACCACCAUCUUCCCUGGCUACAGGGAUUUCAUCAGCUUCAUCAAGACCACAGUGGACAACAGCUUUGUGGGCUGGGACAUGCAGAACGUGAUCACCCUGGACACUUCCUUCGAGGACGCAAAGACGCAAGUCCAGUUGAAGAAGAUUCACUCUUCUGUCAUCUUGCUCUACUGUUCCAAAGAUGAGGCCGUUCUCAUCCUGAGUGAGGCCCGCUCCCUUGGCCUCACCGGGUAUGAUUUCUUCUGGAUUGUCCCCAGCUUGGUCUCUGGGAACACAGAGCUCAUCCCCAAAGAGUUUCCAUCGGGACUCAUUUCAGUCUCCUACGAUGACUGGGACUACAGCCUGGAGGCGAGAGUGAGGGACGGCCUGGGUAUCCUGACCACCGCCGCGUCUUCCAUGUUGGAGAGAUUCUCUUACAUUCCGGAGGCCAAGGCCAGCUGCUACGGGCAGACGGAGAGGCCAGAGGCCCCGCAGCACACUCUGCACCAAUUUAUGGUCAAUGUGACUUGGGAUGGCAAAGACUUGUCCUUCACGGAGGAAGGCUACCAGGUACACCCCAGGCUGGUGGUGAUCGUGCUGAACAAGGAUCGAGAAUGGGAAAAGGUGGGCAAGUGGGAGAACCAAACGCUGAGCCUGAGGCACGCCGUGUGGCCGCGGUACAAGUCCUUUUCGGACUGUGAGCCGGAUGACAACCAUCUGAGCAUCGUCACCCUGGAGGAGGCCCCCUUUGUCAUCGUGGAAGACAUAGAUCCGCUGACCGAGACGUGCGUGAGGAACACGGUGCCGUGUCGGAAGUUCGUCAAAAUCAACAAUUCAACCAAUGAGGGAAUGAAUGUUAAAAAAUGCUGCAAGGGGUUCUGCAUCGAUAUCCUCAAGAAGCUUUCCAGAACUGUGAAGUUUACUUAUGACCUUUACCUGGUGACUAAUGGGAAGCAUGGCAAAAAGGUUAACAACGUGUGGAAUGGAAUGAUCGGUGAAGUGGUCUAUCAGCGGGCAGUCAUGGCCGUAGGCUCACUCACUAUCAAUGAGGAACGUUCUGAAGUGGUGGACUUCUCCGUGCCCUUUGUGGAGACAGGAAUCAGUGUCAUGGUUUCGAGAAGCAAUGGCACCGUCUCACCUUCUGCUUUUCUAGAACCGUUCAGCGCCUCCGUCUGGGUCAUGAUGUUUGUGAUGCUGCUCAUUGUCUCCGCCAUAGCUGUUUUCGUCUUUGAAUACUUCAGUCCUGUUGGAUACAACAGAAACUUAGCCAAAGGGAAAGCACCCCAUGGGCCUUCUUUUACCAUUGGAAAAGCUAUAUGGCUCCUUUGGGGCCUGGUGUUCAACAACUCCGUGCCUGUCCAGAAUCCUAAAGGGACCACCAGCAAGAUCAUGGUGUCCGUGUGGGCCUUCUUUGCCGUCAUAUUCCUGGCCAGCUACACAGCCAAUCUGGCUGCUUUCAUGAUCCAAGAGGAAUUUGUGGACCAAGUGACGGGCCUCAGCGACAAAAAGUUUCAGCGACCUCACGACUAUUCCCCGCCGUUUCGAUUUGGCACGGUGCCCAACGGCAGUACCGAGAGGAACAUUCGGAAUAACUAUCCCUACAUGCAUCAGUAUAUGACCAAAUUUAACCAGAAGGGAGUAGAAGACGCCUUGGUCAGCUUGAAAACCGGGAAACUGGACGCUUUCAUCUAUGACGCGGCCGUCUUGAAUUACAAGGCGGGGAGGGACGAAGGCUGCAAGCUGGUGACCAUCGGGAGCGGGUACAUCUUUGCCACCACUGGGUAUGGGAUUGCCCUCCAGAAGGGCUCCCCUUGGAAGAGGCAGAUUGACCUGGCCCUGCUCCAGUUUGUGGGUGAUGGUGAGAUGGAGGAGCUGGAGACACUGUGGCUCACGGGGAUCUGCCACAACGAGAAGAACGAGGUGAUGAGCAGUCAGCUGGACAUCGACAACAUGGCGGGCGUGUUCUACAUGCUGGCGGCCGCCAUGGCGCUCAGCCUCAUCACCUUCAUUUGGGAGCAUCUCUUCUACUGGAAGCUGCGCUUCUGCUUCACGGGCGUGUGCUCCGACCGGCCUGGGCUGCUCUUCUCCAUCAGCAGGGGCAUUUACAGCUGCAUUCAUGGAGUGCACAUCGAAGAAAAGAAGAAAUCUCCGGACUUCAAUCUGACUGGAUCCCAGAGCAACAUGUUGAAACUCCUGCGGUCAGCCAAAAACAUUUCCAACAUGUCCAACGUGAACUCCUCAAGAAUGGAUUCCCCCAAAAGAGCUGCUGACUUCAUCCAAAGAGGGUCCCUCAUCAUGGACAUGGUUUCCGAUAAGGGAAAUAUGAUAUAUUCAGACAACAGGUCCUUUCAGGGGAAAGACAGCAUUUUUGGGGACAAUAUGAAUGAACUCCAAACAUUUGUGGCCAACAGACACAAAGAUAACCUCAAUAACUAUGUGUUCCAGGGGCAGCACCCUCUGACUCUCAAUGAGUCCAACCCCAACACGGUGGAGGUGGCCGUGAGCACAGAAUCCAAAGGGAAUUCCAGGCCCCGGCAGCUUUGGAAGAAAUCCAUGGAAUCUCUACGCCAAGACUCGCUGACCCAGAACCCCGUCUCCCAGAGGGAUGAGGGACCAGUGGAAAAUAGGACCCACACCCUAAAGAGUCCUAGGUACCUUCCAGAAGAUGUGGCCCACUCGGACAUUUCAGAAACUUCGAGUCGGACCACGUGUCACAGGGAACCUGACAACAAUAAGAACCACAAAACCAAGGACAACUUCAAGAGAUCUGUGGCCUCCAAAUACCCCAAGGACUGCAGCGAGGUCGAGCGCUCCUACCUGAAAACCAAAGCGAGCUCCCCCAGGGACAAGAUCUACACCAUUGACGGCGAGAAGGAGCCCAGCUUCCACUUAGAUCCUCCCCAGUUCGUUGAAAACAUGACGCUUCCUGAGAAUGUGGACUUCCCAGAUCCCUACCAGGACCACAAUGAAAACUUCCGCAAGGGGGACUCCACACUCCCGUUGAACAGGAACUCCCUGCACAACGAAGACGGGCUUCCCAACAAUGACCAGUAUAAGCUCUACUCCAAGCACUUCAGCUUGAAAGACAAGAGCUCCCCUCACAGCGAGGGCAGCGACCGCUACCGGCAGAACUCCACGCACUGCAGGAGCUGCCUCUCCAACCUGCCCACCUAUUCAGGCCAUUUCACCAUGAGGUCCCCCUUCAAGUGCGACGCCUGCCUACGGAUGGGGAACCUCUAUGACAUUGAUGAAGACCAGAUGCUUCAGGAGACAGGGAACCCAGCCACCCAGGAGGAAGUCUACCAGCAGGACUGGGCGCAGAACAACGCCCUCCAGUUCCAAAAGAACAAGCUAAGGAUUAGCCGUCAGCAUUCCUACGAUAACAUUCUCGACAAACCUAGGGAGAUCGACCUUAGCAGGCCUUCUCGGAGCAUAAGCCUCAAGGACAGGGAACGGCUCCUGGAGGGAAAUUUGUAUGGGAGUCUCUUCAGUGUCCCCUCAAACAAACUCUCGGGGAACAAAAGCUCCCUCUUCCCCCAGGGUCUGGAGGACAGCAAACGGAGCCAGUCUCUCUUGCCGGACCACGCCUCCAAUAACCCUUUCCUCCACUCCUAUGGGGAUGACCAACGCUUAGUCAUUGGGAGGUGCCCCUCAGACCCUUACAAACACUCGUUGCCAUCCCAGGCAGUGAAUGACAGCUAUCUUCGAUCGUCCUUGAGGUCAACGGCAUCAUACUGUUCCAGGGACAGUAGAGGCCACAGCGAUGUGUAUAUUUCCGAGCAUGUUAUGCCUUAUGCUGCAAAUAAGAAUAAUAUGUACUCUGCCCCCAGGGUUUUGAAUUCCUGCAGCAAUAGACGCGUGUACAAGAAAAUGCCUAGUAUCGAAUCUGAUGUUUAAAACCUUCCAUUAAUGUUUUAUCUAUAGGGAAACAUACGUAAAGGCCAACCUUCU